Molecule: messenger RNA, 862 nt
Organism: Rhipicephalus sanguineus (brown dog tick)
Lineage: Eukaryota; Metazoa; Arthropoda; Arachnida; Ixodida; Ixodidae
Product: protein qua-1-like
Exons: 5
Coding region: 223-756 (177 amino acids)
Source: RefSeq, a predicted model, not a curated record
CCUUGAAAGCCGUGUUGCCCUCCCACCUAUCUGAGGAAGCGUUAGUGCAUGGGCUUUGUUUGUGUAUGGAGAAACAAUAUAUAUGCCGCACGUCGGAAGUGAUGGUGACGUGAUAAUGAUAUGAAACGCGUUAAGUGUUUAGGCCCCUGUAGUGAUAUAUAAACGCGGGAGCCAGAAGAGUGUUUAGACCUAUUUGUGGUCUACUGAAAGGAAAGAUCUGCAAUGAAGCUUCUACUGGCAUUUCUGAUGCUCUGUCUUUUAGCGUCCAUCACUGUCGCCGACGAAGACGAAGGUGAUGACGGCGGUGACAAGGAAGGCGGCGGUGGUGAGAAGGAAGACGGCGGCGGUGAGAAGGAAGGCGGCGCCGGUGGCAACGACGGUGGCGGUGAGGGUGGAUCCGGUUCCGGGAAACCUCCAGAGACUGAAAAGGCGCCAAGUGGUGGUGAAGGUAAAGGCAAUGAAGGAGGUGGUGGUGGUCAAGGAGAGGGAGGCAGUGAGUCAGCGACAGACAAGACCAAUGAAAAAGACUCAAAGACAAAAAGUAAGACAAAGAGGAAUUCACAAUGUUCAGCGCCUCCAGAGAACUGUUCCGGUCACUUGAAGAAGUGGUAUUUUAGUAAUGAUACGUGCACGCAACACAGUGUUAAAGCACGUUGCGGAAGCGGGGGCUUUUUUAUAUGUACACUAUGUGUGUCAUCAUGUAUCGGGGCUGAAAAGAAAGAGCAAGCAAAGGAUAUAUGCAGCAAGAAAAAGUGAAUGUGGCCCACGGAAUUCCUUUCCAUUUUUCAAUAAAGUUUACUGAACGUGGUUAAUUGCGAAUGCUUACAAGAUAAUACAGCUCAAUAAAUAAUGAAUGGGAAAC